AUGAAGAAAACCCAACUGAGUUUUCUCGCCCUUUCUCUUGAAGGAGGAGGAGGAGGAGUCUUCUUCAUAAGUAAAUCACAUAGUUUUGUAAAAGUUACAUUAAUACUCUCAGAUUGAUCUCUGCUUCAUAUAUACAGACUUCCCCUGCUUGGGCUCGAGGAAAAGAAAAAUAAAAGAAGAAGAAGAAGAAGAAAUUAUUGUUACUACUAUCAUAAGUUAAUGGAUCUCCAUCUGCGACGAGGAGGAGGGUUCUUGAGAUGGUCAGUGAUGAUGAUCGUCUUCAUGUUUAUCCUUGCAGACAAUAAGCCCAACAAGGUUGUGGCUUCGAGCCGUCGCACCUCCUUCACCCUGCUUGGCUCUGCACCAUCUCCUUCUCCUCAUUCUCCAUCUCCAUCUCCAUCUCCUUCUCCUCCUCCAACGGGGAUGUGCGAGUCUUCUGUGAUCAUAUGGGGUUACCAAUGCCAGGAGUUCUACGUGACAACAGAAGAUGGGUAUGUGAUUAACAUGCAAAGAAUCUCAACAUCAGGGGGUGGACGUUCUUCAGGAGGAGGUGGUGGAAAGGUCAAUAAACAACCAGUCUUACUGCAACACGGUAUACUCGUGGAUGGGAUGAUAUGGCUCCUGAGUACUCACCAGUCCCUGGGAUUUAUCUUAGCAGAUAGUGGCUUUGAUGUAUGGAUUGUCAACACCAGAGGGACUAGAUAUAGCCGUGGACAUGUUAAUCUCAAUGCAUCCCAACUUGAAUAUUGGAAUUGGUCUUGGGACGAGCUUGUUCAGUACGAUCACCCUGCUAUAUUUGAGUUUGUGUACAAUCAAACAAGGCAGAAGCUCCAUUACGUGGGCCAUUCCUUGGGGACGACGGUGGCUUUGGCAGCAUUUUCAGAAGGGAAGUCAGUUGACAAGUUGAGAUCCGCUGCUUUGCUUAGUCCUGUUGCUUACAUAAGCCAUAUCUCACAGAUAGCCAUUAUUGGAGCCAAAUCUUUCUUAUGUGAGAUAGCUAUGGUGAUGGGUGUUGUAGAGUUUAAUCUCAAAGAGGAUGAUGUUGCCAACUUUAUCAAUUCACUUUGUGUGGAUCUUCGGCUUGACUGCUAUGAAUUAAUUUCCGAGAUCUCAGGCAAUAAUUACCGUUUCAAUGACUCUACACUUGAUCUCUUCUGGAAGGAUGAGCCUCAGGCUACCUCCACCAAGACCAUGGUUCAUCUGACUCAAAAUGUGAGAGAUGGGACCUUCUCAAAGUUCAAUUAUGGGAGCCAAGAGAUGAAUAUAGAGCAUUACGGGCAAGAGAAGCCACCCAUCUAUAACCUCUCAAACAUUCCCAGAAAUCUUCCUUUGUUCCUUGGUUAUGGAGGACAGGAUAACCUUGCAGACCUUGUAGACGUAAAGAAGUUGCUAGAGAAGCUUAAGCUCCACAAAAUAGAAGACCUCACCACUUUGUUCAUCAAUGGUUAUGCACACAAUGAUUUUCCCAUGGGAUCCAACGCCAAGGAUAAGGUUUACGAUCCCCUCAUCUCCUUCUUCGGACGUCACUGAAGGGUUCAUCUGCAAGAUUUCACAAGAAAAACCUAUCACUUUGCUAAAUUAUUACUACUACUACUAUUAAUAAUCCAUCAAUAUGAAUAAUGGGAGUAUCGUCUAAAUGACACCUUCGUAUGUGUAUUUCAAGCUUGACACCUUAUUUUAGUUACCCUUCAUCGAA
Macadamia integrifolia is the source of this 1696-nucleotide messenger RNA. RefSeq names its product triacylglycerol lipase 2-like. The coding region runs from base 220 to 1530 and encodes 436 amino acids. Gene Ontology annotation, biological process: lipid metabolic process. The record is from RefSeq and is a predicted model, not a curated record. NCBI's taxonomy places the organism in Eukaryota, Viridiplantae, Streptophyta, Magnoliopsida, Proteales, Proteaceae. The transcript is spliced from 9 exons. Gene Ontology annotation, molecular function: hydrolase activity, acting on ester bonds.